Messenger RNA from Musca vetustissima, 345 nucleotides. RefSeq names its product larval cuticle protein 65Ab1-like. Lineage: Eukaryota; Metazoa; Arthropoda; Insecta; Diptera; Muscidae. Gene Ontology annotation, cellular component: chitin-based extracellular matrix. Gene Ontology annotation, molecular function: structural constituent of chitin-based larval cuticle. The transcript has a single exon. Bases 15 to 323 code for a protein of 102 amino acids. The record is from RefSeq and is a predicted model, not a curated record.
AAACUCAAAUCAAAAUGAAAUUCAUCAUUGUCUUCGCUGCUCUCUUCGCCGUUGCCUUGGCUGCUCCUCGUCCCGAUGUUGAAAUUGUCAAGAAUGUCAGCGAUGUUGGCCCUGAAGACUUCAAAUUCGAAUCCGAAACUUCUGAUGGCUCUAACCACUUUGCCGAAGGUAAACUCAAGGAUGCUGGCAGUGAACACGAAGCCAUCGUUGUCCACGGUUCCUACAGCUGGGUUGAUGAAAAGACCGGCGAAAAAUUCACCGUCACCUAUGUUGCUGAUGAAAACGGUUUCCAACCCCAAGGUGCUCAUUUGCCCGUUGCCUAAAUAAAGUUUUGGAUAAAUAACA